This is a messenger RNA of Paramuricea clavata, 3028 nucleotides long. NCBI's taxonomy places the organism in Eukaryota, Metazoa, Cnidaria, Anthozoa, Malacalcyonacea, Plexauridae. The record is from the annotation of a GenBank genome assembly.
UGUUUGUUUUCGCAAUCACCAUGCACAUCGGAAUGCUGGCGGUUGCUUAUAAAAAGAGGGAGUUCAUUGUGCGUUUCAAGUUAAAUCGGGAAAAGGCAAAGUAUAGCAGAUUAGCAGUACCAGCAGAAAGACACAUAACUCAUAAGAAGUAGCAAAGGUAUGUUUCUAGUGUAUUUAUAAUUCUGGAACUCGUAUAUUUGGUUAGUUUCAGCCAGUUUGCUUGCGAGGAUACCUAUUUACCGAGCCAAGGAUUCGAGCUCGGAAUCGAGCCCGGAUUCAGGUUUUGGCACAUAUGCCAUGUUGACCGCCAUGGUCAUUUUACCCUAAAACAGUUGAGAUUACCUGUGCUAAAUGAAACGCAUACAAACUCAUAUACAGGUCCUAGACUAUUAAAUAAAACUUAAGCCCCGUUUACACUAUACGCUCAAUUUUUGGUACGGCACGGAUAAAAUUGGUAGCCGUACCACUUUUUUGGUUCUUGGACUACCUAUUUAGCUAUUAAAGCCUCAACAAAUCGAAAACAGAAAUGCCAAAUAAAAGGAUCCAUUUCAUCAGAAAAAUCGAUCAAAUGUGGUGUACCACAAGACUCUAUUCUUGGGCCACUAUUCUUUCUAAUAUAUAUUAAUGAUUUCCCUCAAUGUCUAAAUAAUACAAAACCUCGGUUGUUUGCUGAUGACACAAAUCUAACCGCUACUGGAGAUUCUAUACCUCACCUUGAGACUGCAGUGAACUCUGAUUUGGAAAACCUUAGAAAAUGGUUAAUUGCCAAUAAACUUAGCCUAAAUGUAGCUAAGAUCGAAUUUAUGUUAAUUGGUUCGAAGCCAAUGAUCAAAAGUGUUUCAAAUUCACAACAUAAUAUUGAAAUUGAAAACAAACCAAUUAAACAAGUUUACGAAUGUAGAACUCUUGGAGUGACAGUUGACCAGCAUUUGUCUUGGAAAAGUAAUACUGACAAUAUUUGUAAGAAAAUAUAACAGCAGGAAUAUCGGCAGUCUUCGGCGUUUAAAAGAGUUUACUGAUAGACAAACUCUUAUUUCUGUAUAUAAUGCAAUUGUUCGGCCAUACUUCGAUUAUUGUUGUGAAGUAUGGGAUGUGUUUGGGGAAACACAAUCAAAGCGACUCCAAAAACUCCAAAAUAGCGCUGCUCGAAUUAUCAUGAAUAUGAGCAAUGACACAGAACAUUCUGUUGCUUUACAAGCAUUGAGCUGGGUGCCACUCAAAACGGAAAGACAAAAAGCUAAAGCAAAAUUAAUGUAAAAAAUAUUAAAUGAAAUGGGUCCGGAGUCACUUACUAAUCUUUUCACAUAUAAAGGUGAGAUGACAAACUACAAUCUUCGGGAUAUUUCGAGUAGUCUUUGCUUACCUAAACCGCGUACAAAUAGCAUGAAAAAGAGUUUCAUGUACGACGGAGCCUACCUUUGGAAUUCUAUUCCGAAGGAAAUUAGAGAAAGCAAAUCCUUUGCCUCUUUUAGGAAUAAAAUCGCUACUCACAUUAAUAGUAAUUGUAAAUAAAUGUUCCCGCAGACCAUAACUUACUAAGUACCGGUACUAUACUUUACCUAUUUAAUACUAUUUCUAAUAUUUUGUAAAUAAUUAUUCUAAAUUUUAUACUUCUGUAAUUUCUUCUAUACACGCCCCCUGUGGAAAUCAGCUUCGGUUGACGGGGUUAGCGUGGUUAAAUAAAGUUUUCUAUCUACCUAUACCUAUGGUACCGUACCAAAAAUUGAGCGUAGUGUAAACGGGGUAUCCGAGCUCGAUUCCGAGCUCGAAUCCUUGGCUCGGUAUAUAGUAUAUCGCUUUGCUUGCUCUAUUAUGUUAAUUUAGCGAAAUUCUACAAGUAUUGAAGAAAAGUCACAACUAGCCGUCGCGUCCACAAUAGGGUCACAAUAUGCCGUAGCGAAAUUGUUUGAAAUUGCAAACCAAGCAUCUCAGGUCUCAAUACCAUCAAUUCGAAUGGUUUUCGCUUAAAUUGAUUUUCUUCGCGCUAUUUGAAAAUUGAAACAUUUUGGGUUUACAUGAGUGCUAAUUUAAUUUGUAAACAAACUGUACGUAAAUUCUGCCGGUGUUAUUAAAUUCGUUCGGGUGUAGUAUGAACGUAGUCUCUGCAGUUAAAUUUUAAUUUUCUUUCAGAUGCCGGGUCUCUAUCCGCUUAAUGGCAAAGUACACAAUCUUAAACCUGGCGAGGAUAUGAAGAUGGAUGUAGAAAACGAGGGUGUACCGAGUCAUGCCUCUGAAGUUAUUGUCUAUGCUAAGAUUCGCACUGGAUGGGUUCAAGGCAAAGAUGAAGAUGGUGAACUGGUUCUAUCUGUUACCGGCCCAAAUGGGAAAAUCGAAAGGAGAUUGUUCUGCCACGUUUACGAGCAAAGCGCGUGGGCCUACAAUUCAGAGAAUAUUUCCCUCCCUGUGGAGCCUGGGGCAUGUGCCACUGGAAGCAAGGGAAAAGAAAUUACUGCUACACUUGAAGUUGGUGCCCAAGGGGGCGGCAUCAUCGCGUCAAUUCAAAUGGUUGGUUACCGCGUUUAUUGACAGCACUAAUAUCUCUAGUACUGACAGCCAUAUACUAGUUAGCUGAACGUUUCCAGAGUUCACAUUAUAACAGUCUCAUUUGUAAAUGUCAUGUAGAAUGCAGGGUUGGCAAAUGUUCUUAUAUUAGUUGUUCUUAUAUUAUAUAAGAACAUUUUUUGCGAGGCAAAAAUGUUCUUAUAUUUUCUUAUAUUAUUCUCAUUAAUUAUUCUACUUCGAAGUAGUAAAUUUUAACUAUUUGACAUUCAUCCUGAAAAUAAAAUAUACAGAUAAUAGUCGUAUAAAUACAGCAGUAACAACUAUUUUUAUAUUUUUUAAAGCCAAGAGGUUAUAUUACAGCAACAUCUAAAAUUGAAGUUGAACCAUCAUUUUAGGAUUUUGGAUGAUUUGUUAAUAUGACGUCAUCAAAGUUUUUGAAAAUGUUCUUAUAUUGCAAAAAAAUGUUCUUAUAUUAAUAUAAGAAAUAAGAACAUUUUAUUUUUGAAAAAAUGUUCUUAUAUCCAAC